GCAAGAGGAGUUGAGAAUAAACAGAUGGAAAAAUAUCCCAAAGCGGUUGUUUUCGAUUUAGACUACACUCUAUGGCCAUGUUGGUGUGAUACACAUAUCAGGGUUCCUAUCAAAUCUGUUUCCCCUACAGAAAUAGUAGAUCGUUCGGGUAUGAAACUUUCCUUCUAUCCUGAUGUUGAAUCGAUUCUAUUGGAACUAUUUGAUAAUGGAAUCAAAAUUAUAGGAGCAAGUAGAACAGCUGCUCCGGAAAUUGCCAGAAAAAUUUUGACACUCUUGCACAUUAGAGAUAAGCCAGCUAUUACAUAUUUCCACAGUUUGCAAUGGGGCCAAGGUUCCAAGAUCAAACAUAUUCAAUCUGCGGCCAAGCAACUAAACCUUUUGCAAGAAUUGCAACAAGGUUAUUUUGUUCUAUAUGAUGAUGAGCUACGAAACCGUGAUGUUGUUUCUAUUAACUGUCAUUUUGCACAUAUUCCUGAUGAGACGGUGGGUAUCACUAAACAGAUAUUUUUAAAUGAAUUAAAGCUUUGGUCAAAGUUUUUGGAGCAAGUUGAAAAGCAGCAGAGUGCUGCACGUAAACAAAGACAAAUACAACUAGUAUGAUAGAUAGACUAUAUUAUUCUAGCUAAUAUAUAAAUAGAAGUGUAAUUGUACAAAAUAGUAGGUGGAUAAAAGCUUAGUAUCAGGAACUACCAAAAUACCUUUGGAUAGAAAUCAAUAGACUAAGGAUGAUUUGCGUUAUAUUGACGUUGAAAAUUACGUUGUAACUAUGUAGGAUUUUCCUGAAUUGAUUUAACAAGGGACACAAGGUUAUCAUGAGAAGCAUUAGGGGGAGGGUUGACCUCUUUCUGGCUCAACCAGCUCUUUAAAUUAUCAUUGGACCACUCGGCUAUAUCCACAUAACUUUGAUCGUGAAGUUUGGAAGCCAGUAAAUCUACUUGUGAUUCGUGAAGUUCGAUUGGUUCAUUAGAUUGUUCUUCUUCAAUUUCUUCUUCCUGUACUUCUCUUUCUUGUUGCCUUUCACCGGUUAUGUAGUUCCAUAUGCUUGUUUUCAAAUGAGGAAAGGUAUUCAAUACUAAAUAGCCUGUACCUAAGAUGACAGCGCCGGCUGCCAAACUAAACUUCAAGUUCUUGGCUUUAUUGACUGGUUUCUUUAACUGAAGGGACAUUUCUCUAAUAUUAUUAGGAGAUGAGAAUGUUGAAUGUGGAAAAAGCUGAUAUAGAUAAGAUCAGGGGCUAAUC
Messenger RNA from Spathaspora passalidarum NRRL Y-27907, 1239 nucleotides. RefSeq names its product Mg-dependent acid phosphatase. Gene Ontology annotation, molecular function: acid phosphatase activity. The record is from RefSeq and is a predicted model, not a curated record. The coding region runs from base 25 to 600 and encodes 191 amino acids. Lineage: Eukaryota; Fungi; Ascomycota; Pichiomycetes; Serinales; Debaryomycetaceae. The transcript is spliced from 2 exons.